This is a messenger RNA of Ochlerotatus camptorhynchus, 3363 nucleotides long. RefSeq lists its product as uncharacterized. The transcript has 2 exons. The record is from RefSeq and is a predicted model, not a curated record. Gene Ontology annotation, molecular function: nucleic acid binding. NCBI's taxonomy places the organism in Eukaryota, Metazoa, Arthropoda, Insecta, Diptera, Culicidae. The coding region runs from base 1 to 3363 and encodes 1120 amino acids.
AUGCUGCAUCAGGAUCAGCCAGAAGCGCAAGUACCACAGAAGCCCAAGGACAAACCGGAGGAGCAACCUGCAGCACAAAUGGGUGUUGCUGACAGGAACGAUCCAGAUCCACAGGAAGGCAGAAGUAGUGUUUCGGUAACAACGUCAUGUCUCGGCGGCGGGUUGCCACAAUCGACUAAGCAGGUGCUGCUUCAGACGGCAAUAAUCGAUGUGGAGGAUGUACACGGUCGUCUCUAUCCUUGCCGUGCGCUGUUGGACUCAGGUUCACAGGCACACAUCUUGUCGGAAUCGAUGGCACGAGUUCUCGGUUUGCCGACCCUGAAAUGCAAAAUUACCGUAGUAGGAGCAAACGCAGUGAAGACUCAAGCAAAGAAAGGAAUGAACCUGAAUUUCUCGUCGAGGUACUGCUCACUUCAAGACAACAUCACGUGCUUGAUUUCGGAAAGGCCGACUGGGAAUGUACCAUCGAUGGCGAUCGAUGUAUCAUCGUGGAACGUACCGCAAGGGUUGCGGUUGGCGGAUCCAGAUUUCUUCAAGCCACACGAAAUUGAUUUGGUGCUUGCUUCUAAUUACGUCUGGGAUUUGCUUGGAACCAAGAAGGUGGCGCUGUCAAAUGGUACAACGUCACUGCGAGAAACGGAUCUGGGCUGGAUCGUUACUGGUACAUACGACCCGUACCAACAGGUGAGUGGCUCUAUUUUGAUCACAAAUGUUGCAUUACAAGAUCCACUAGCUGAGAAACUGGAGAAGUUUUGGUCCGUUGAGGAGGUGACGGAAUCUCCACCCUUGAACACUGAAGAACAAGAAGUUGAGCAGCAUUUCCUGGAAACUUAUCGCCGGGACGAAUCUGGUCGUUUCGUGGUCCAGAUGCCGUUUCGGGAAACCGUCGCUGAGCUUGAUGACAAUAGAAACCUAGCAUUGAAGCGUUUCUACACUCUCGAGCGAAAGCUAUCCCGCGCUCCAGAUCUGAGGAGCCAGUACUGUGAAUUCAUGCGAGAAUAUCAAUUGCUUGGGCACUGCAAAGAGAUCAGAGAAGAAGAAGACGUAUCUGAACUGCCGCGAUACUACUUACCGCACCACGCGGUGUUUAAGCUGGCGAGUUCGUCAACCAAAGUAAGGGUAGUAUUUGAUGCUAGCGCAAAAUCUUCGAAGUACUCCCUGAACGACGUGAUGAAAACUGGACCAACCGUCCAGAACGAUAUAUUUUCCGUGGAUCUUCGUUUCCGACGCCAUACGUUUGGAUUUUCCGGCGACGUAACCAAAAUGUACCGGCAGGUCGGUGUCGAUGGAACCCACACCCGAUUCUUGAGGAUUUUCUGGAGAGAGGAUCCUUCAAAGCCCCUGAGAAUUUUGGAACUGGUAACAGUGACAUACGGAACGGCUGCAGCACCGUUUCUUGCGACCAGAAGCUUGGUGCAAUUAGCAGUUGAAGAAAAACACCGGUACCCAGUUGCAUCGAAGAUGGUGAUAGAAGAUGUAUAUGUGGAUGAUAUGCUAUCUGGAGCAGAUACAGAAGAAGAAGCUUCUCAACGCUUGUUGGAAGUGAAACAGUUGCUAUCCGCAGGCGGAUUUCCGAUUCGCAAGUGGAGCUCGAAUUCAGCGGUAGUGCUUGAAAGUGUGCCUGAAGAAGAACGAGAAAAAUUAGUGAGGAUUGGUGAAAGUGGUGUCAAGGAAGGAAUCAAAGCACUCGGAAUGUUCUGGGAUACGAAGAAUGACCAGUUCACGUUCGAGAGUUGGUCAGAAGAGGUCAGUAACCGAUCGCUAACGAAGCGGUGCGUCCUUGCUGAAAUUUCGAAGCUGUAUGAUCCGUUGGGACUCGUCUCACCGGUGAUAGUAUGUGCCAAGAUCAUAAUGCAAAAACUCUGGUCUUCCAAGUUAAACUGGGAUGACGAACUGGAGGAAGACAUUCUGGUUGAGUGGGUGAAUUUUCGAGCUUCGUUGACGACGCUGAAUCAGAUUCAAGUGCCACGAUGUGUUAAGCUAUCUGGUGCCAUUCGGUACGAGAUCCACGGGUUCGCGGAUGCUUCGAUAGUAGCGUACGGAGCCUGCAUAUAUUUGCGAUGUGUGUUGCCUGACGGAAGUGCGGAGCUGCGUCUUAUGUGUGCGAAAUCAAGAGUGGCACCGUUGAAGGCGACAACAAUUCCAAGACUAGAGUUGCUUGCUGCUUUGCUUCUAGCGCGGCUGGGGGCAAAGGUGAUUGAAGUGAUGGAGAUGGAUUACUCGGAGGUUACGUUGUGGUCUGACAGUCAGAUUGCAUUGGCUUGGUUGAAGAAACCACUCGGUUCUUUGGAAACUUUCGUUCGAAAUCGCGUGGCAGAGAUCAACAGGCUCACGAAUCGUUACACUUGGAAGUACGUGAACACAAAACACAAUCCUGCUGACGUGGUGUCCCGAGGUCAGACUCCAGCCAUGUUAUGUAAGAAUAACCUCUGGUGGAGUGGACCUGAUUUCCUGAGACAAGAAGAGUACUGCAGUCCUCAACCCGCGCCGAUUCGGGAAUUGGAGAUUCCAGAGUUGAAGGUGACGGCGGUUGUUGCGGAAAACAUCGAGGCCCUGCCCGUGUUUGCAAAGUUCAGCAGUUUCCGUAAGCUGCAACGAGUAAUUGCCUACGUUCUGCGUUUUGUUCGGAAUUGUAGACGCAAAUCGACUAAGUGCCCAGGAAUCUCAUCAAAAUUUGUGACAGUUCCUGAAAUGAGAAGCUCGCUCAAGUGCAUUGUGAAGGUAGUCCAGAUGUUGGAGUUACCUAAUGAAAUCCAUAGCAUAGAGAAAGGUGAAAUUCCACAGCGACUCGCAACCCUUAGUCCACUGCUCGACGAUGAUCAUCUGUUGAGGGUUGGAGGUCGUUUGCAGGAAUCGGAACUAUCAUACGAGACCAAACAUCCGUUUGUUUUGCCAAAUCAUCCAGUAGCCGAAAUGAUCGUCAGAGCUCUUCACAUCGAAAACCUGCACGUGGGACCUUCUGGCCUAUUGGCAAUUGUUCGGCGAAAUUUCUGGCCUUUGAAAGGUCGAUCCACAACCAGGAAGGUUACGCGAGGUUGUAUCCAGUGUUUUCGUACCCAGCCUCGAGGAAUUCAGCAGCUCAUGGGCAGUCUACCUGAAGAACGUGUCAAUGUUGCCGCUCCAUUCGAAUUCACCGGUGUUGACUACGCCGGUCCUGUUACGGUCAAGCAAGGGAAAUAUCGGCCAAAAUUAGUGAAAGGAUAUAUUGCAGUGUUUGUGUGCAUGGCAACAAAGAAUCUGCAUUUGGAGUUAGUGUCAGAUCUUACCUCCGAAGCGUUCAUUGCAGCAUUGGAGCGCUUCAUCAACCGUCGGGGCCAGCAAUCAAUCGAACCGCAACCUGGACCUUUGACCAAGAAACAGUGA